This is a messenger RNA of Perkinsus marinus ATCC 50983, 1449 nucleotides long. RefSeq lists its product as hypothetical. Gene Ontology annotation, cellular component: TORC2 complex. Bases 1 to 1449 code for a protein of 482 amino acids. The record is from RefSeq and is a predicted model, not a curated record. The transcript has 13 exons. Gene Ontology annotation, biological process: TORC2 signaling. NCBI's taxonomy places the organism in Eukaryota, Perkinsozoa, Perkinsida, Perkinsidae.
AUGGAGUUAGUCUGCGUCCGACUUGAGGUCAGCAAUGACCGCUGUGAACGGGCAGCAGCUAUGAAGUUCAUUAGGAGAUGGAUCAGCUUGGCUCUAAUAGAUGGUCAGGAGAUCCCUGUCUGCGCCGUGCGUUCCAUGGUGGCUAUUGCCAACAGCGGAGCCACGGACGUUGGAUUGAGAAGCCUAUGUCUUUCCACUCUGACCACGAUUCUGCUAAAGGACCCGAAAAAUGCCAUCAAAAAUGGUGCCUUAGGGUCUCUAUUCAAUUACGGCUGUCUCGACCCGGUCCUGUCGACGAUCCAUAUGGAGCCUAUAGUCUGGACUGUGGUCCAUGUACUCCAAGAUGGCAACCUUAGAGAAUACUCUAGGAGGCAGAUUGCUGUUGACCUCACACAGGUCUUCACUAUAUUCACCGGUUAUCGAGGUACCAUACCUGGUCUCCUUCUCCUAGCAGAGAAUCCUGAGGGAUUGGCUUCCCUCAUCAAACUAUUGAAGAAGCUUAAUGACAUGACAAUAGUGAAGGAGCUCCUGACACUGUUCCAGGACGUCCUGGGCUGGUGGUGCGUACCCCAGUUCGACCGUUCAUCGGCAAUCUAUACGGAUAGCGGCGACUUGCCGCGUAGACCUGAUUCGAUGGGAGGUGGAAGCGAGGACACUCAGGCUAUGCUGGUCCACCGCGGACUCUUCAGCUGGGAUCAUCCACGGUCGAGAACCCGCGGAAAUAGUGCCUUGAAUCUGGCAGCUCGAGGGAGAUCGUAUACCGGCAUAAAUGAGGAGUCCAAGGCAGUAUUGGUCUGCCGUAAAGAGCCUCCCAUGGACAUGACCCGAGUAUUCGGUGAGGCCUUCAACCUUCAUAUCCUCACCAUCUACUGUCGUCAUCAAGGUUCGUUACUAUUGAGGAUGCUCCUCACGUUUGGUCUGUCGUCUGCCGUCUCUUAUUUGGCUACUAUGGCCGACCCCAUGAAUGAACCUGUGGCCCAUCAGGCCACUAGUCUAGUCGAUACAAUACUACGAUGCGUCACGAUCCUCUUGCCUUCGGCUUCUUUUCCCGAUAUCCACCAUAUGACAUCGAUUGUGACCAGAGCGGCCAACUUCGACCAUGAUAAGACUUCCGUCCAACUCCGUUCAAGAUGCCUAUCGAUCCUUACUUGGCUUGAGACCGACACCUACCUCACUUGGACUAGCUAUCGAAGCCUCGGCUAUCCAGGGGUCUACUGGUGCCUCCCAUCGAGGGUACCAGAGUUGUCCGACAACGAUGCCAGUAUGAGCUGUUACGAGUACGGUGUGAACUCGGUCGGGUGUCUAUCGUGGCCUGGUAUGUUGAGGAUAGUCCAGCAGCCCCAGUUCGUGCCCAAUGCCACCGCCUAUCCUCUCGGGGUCAUCGCUGGCAGUAGCGGUGAUAGAAUAGACUGGAGCAAUAAAGAGCACGUCAUGAGGGUGAGUGAGUGA